Camponotus floridanus (Florida carpenter ant) is the source of this 1750-nucleotide messenger RNA. It is a transcript of the gene mTTF, whose product is annotated as transcription termination factor, mitochondrial. Gene Ontology annotation, cellular component: mitochondrial matrix. The coding region runs from base 158 to 1735 and encodes 525 amino acids. NCBI's taxonomy places the organism in Eukaryota, Metazoa, Arthropoda, Insecta, Hymenoptera, Formicidae. The record is from RefSeq and is a predicted model, not a curated record. The transcript has 5 exons. Gene Ontology annotation, molecular function: double-stranded DNA binding. Gene Ontology annotation, biological process: termination of mitochondrial transcription; regulation of DNA-templated transcription.
AUAGGUUAUAAUGGAUAACAAGAAGAAUAAGAACAAUAAUUGUGCGAAAUAAAAAUUCUAUCAUAUUUCUUGUGUGUAGAAAUAUAUUGAAUACAAAUUAAGUUUUUAUGAAAUGAGAGAUUUGAAAAUUACAUAAAAUUUAUCAUAAAAAAAAAAUAUGGUCAAACAAAUUGUACAACGAAUGAUCAUAAAUCUGUUUAAAGCAGAUCAGUCUCAGCAGCAACUUUUGAGGCUUGCUUUGCCAUUGCAUUUAAAAGAAUAUUCGCUCGUUAGGUUUGUUUCACAAAACAAACUACUGUACAAAGAUGUGGAUGUGUUAGAUCAUACGUGCGAAGUAUCAAAUUAUGAUGCAUACCUGACAAAUUACAAACCUAUCGUGCGAAUUAUGGUACAAACUCUCAAAGAAAUAUUAGAUACAACAUCAUCUGAGACCAAUAAAAUUCUUGCAGACAAUCCACAACUUAAAAAAAGAACCAGAGCUAAUGUUUUGCACAAUUAUUAUAAUCUUAUAGAUGCUGGUGUACAGAAAAAUACCAUUAUGAAAAAUGCCUGGUUAUUGGCGCAUGAAAAUAGUAGACUCAAAGAUAAACUCAAUUGUAUUAAAAUACUUAAUAUGAACAAUGAUCAACUUAUACCAUGGUUACGUUUGACUCAAGAAGAAUUAACAACUUUUGUAUUUCAUACGCAAAAUGAUAUGGGUUCUUAUACAUACAAUAAAAUUGAACAUCUUGCUCAUAGAUUAGAGUGUAGCAUAGAAAAAUUAUGUAAGUUAACAAUACGACAUACUUUCUUAUUAAAAAUUCCAAUUUCCUACAUAGACAAGAAGUUGAACAUAUUACAUGAAUAUGAUGUAAAUAACAAAUAUAUAUUGAAAGAUUUAUGGGUACUUCGAUACAGUGAAAAUCAUAUACGUCACAGAUGUGAAUUGUACAAAGAUACACAAGAUUUAGAAGUAAAAACAUGGGCUAUAAGAUGUCCACUUAGAAUUAUAACAAAAGCCAUUCAAAGGAAUAAUGUAAAACGCAGUUUAAUGACGAAUUAUUCAAGUGUUAAUGAAUUUUUGAUAAAUAAAUUAAAGGUCGAUGAAGAAACGCUCAAUCUCGCGAUCACAAAAUCGCCAAGUAUUUUACAAGUGAAUUUAAUGAAAUUGAAUAAAUUAAUUAACAUAUUACAUCAAAAUAAAAUUACUAGCAAUGAGAUAUUACAACAUAUACGAAUCUUUUACUUCAACAUCGAAACUAUACAGAAACGAAUUAAAAUUUUGAAGAAAGAAGGUCUUGUUCCAAGACUUACUGUGCUAAUGCUAGCUGAGCAAUCUUUUGAGCGAUAUAUUAAGAAGAAUUAUCUACAGCGAGAAAUAUUGCAAGAGCAUAAAGAUGUUAAAGGAUAUUUAAUUGAUAAAUUAAACGUUGAUGAAAAACUUCUCCAAGAUGCAAUUGCAAAGCGACCGACCAUUUUGCGAGUAAAUGUAUCAAAAAUAGAUCAAUUGAUUGAUUUAUUGCAACAAAAUGGCAUAACGGGUAAAGAAAUAUUACGUCAGUCACGAAUUUUUUAUUUUAAUACGGAAACUCUACGCAAACGAAUUGAAAUGUUAACAAAUGUCGGUCUGUUACCAAAAAUUACUAUACUAAUGAAUUCUCAAAAAGAUUUGGAAGACUAUAUUAAGUAUAAAUUACAAAAAAUUGAAAAUAAAAAAUCUGAAAAAUUAAUUUGCACGAAAACUAAUAUUAAAUGAAUUUAUUCUUUUAAU